Molecule: messenger RNA, 11386 nt
Organism: Bactrocera oleae (olive fruit fly)
Lineage: Eukaryota; Metazoa; Arthropoda; Insecta; Diptera; Tephritidae
Product: Glutamate receptor IB
Biological process (GO): synaptic transmission, glutamatergic; modulation of chemical synaptic transmission
Cellular component (GO): postsynaptic density membrane; plasma membrane
Molecular function (GO): transmitter-gated monoatomic ion channel activity involved in regulation of postsynaptic membrane potential; glutamate receptor activity
Source: RefSeq, a predicted model, not a curated record
AGUACUUAUUAGAACGCGUACUGUAACGGAUGAGCAAGCGGAAGAAGUGCGACUCGUACGCACAGUUAAAGUACCUACAAUAAUCAUUACAAUUCACAGUGUGUAUUAAUGCAUUCACUUCAUCUAUACUGAAUCGCAUUAGAGUGCCACACGAUUGCAAAGUGUAAACAAAUGUGACGUGGAAAUCGUUACGCAGCGAAAUUAACGCAAUUUUACAGGCGCUACAAUACCACCAACAAAAUUUUCCGAAUAAAUGCAGAUCAAAUCUAAGCUGCUUUUCAAUUAAAUAUUAAAGGAGCAACAAUAAAAGAAAUAACAAUAAGCUUUUAUACUAACAAAAGCACUCGUGUAACGACAAAAAGAGCGUAAACGAAGUUUAAUUCAGCAAAAAAGCACAACUUUACAGAUUAGCACCACACAACCGCUCAUUAUAUGCCGGAUCAAAAUCAACGCCACACUGGCAGGAUGACCAAUUAGCUUUAUUGUUGGUUUAGCGCGUUUAUUUUAUUUUAUUUUUUUCAAGUGUAAUUUGAUACACAAAAGAAAAGUUAAAAUACACAAAAGUGUGAAAGUGUGUGUGCACUGCAAUACAUACAUACAUCCAUACCGAAGUGUUUCCGGUGAAACGUUAUAAAAAGUAAUUAGCAAAAUCACAAGUGCUGUGCUCAGCAACAACAUGGCGAAAAAGUCAAACAAUAUAUUAUGUUGCCAGUGAGAACCGACAAAAGAUAGUGCAACAAAAAGGUGUAAUGUGAAAAUCAAUUGAAAAGUUUUGUGCAAAAAAUUAGAUAACUAAAAAAUUCAAGAAACACAGUGUAAAAAAUAACGCUAAAAGUAGUGAGACCGUUAUUUACAUUUCUUCAUUAAAGUAUAUACAUGCAAGCAACAUAUUUUGCAACAUUGUACGGCAACGUCAUCAAAAAGCUACAAAAAAUAACAACAAACAGUACGUGUCACCAUAAGCACUGUCGCUGUAAGGCUGGAAGACGACUGUGCGACUGCUUCUGUCCUCAGUGUAUGUGUGUGUGCUUGCCAAGUAAGGCGCUUGUGCAUGUUAGCCCAGCGUAUUUGUGUGUGCAGUGUAUGUGAAGCGAAAAGUGCAGGAGCAGUGCAGUGAAUGUGCAUUCAAAAUGCUUAAAGGAUUAAAAGUUUUCACAUUUUUAUGGCUGACGCAUGCGGCGAGCACUUGGCUGAAUUUCACCGGCGUUCAAGCACAACCGUCAUCAUUAACCGAGAAAAUCCCAUUAGGCGCCAUAUUUGAGCAGGGCACCGAUGAGGUGCAAUCUGCGUUUAAAUACGCAAUGCUCAAUCACAAUCUCAACGUAUCGUCACGCCGUUUCGAGCUGCAGGCAUACGUGGAUGUCAUCAAUACGGCGGAUGCAUUUAAAUUGUCACGCUUAAUAUGCAAUCAAUUUUCGCGUGGCGUUUAUUCCAUGUUGGGCGCUGUAUCACCGGAUUCAUUUGAUACAUUGCACUCGUACAGCAAUACGUUUCAAAUGCCUUUCGUGACGCCAUGGUUUCCAGAGAAAGUGCUGACGCCCUCAUCCGGUUUCCUGGACUAUGCCAUAAGUAUGCGCCCGGAUUAUCAUCAGGCGAUUAUCGAUACAAUACAGUUUUAUGGAUGGCGUAAAAUAAUUUAUCUCUACGACUCACAUGAUGGACUCUUGCGAUUGCAACAGAUUUACCAAGGGCUCAAACCCGGCAACGAGUCAUUUCAAGUGGAAAUGGUUAAGCGUAUUGCAAAUGUAACAAUGGCCAUUGACUUCCUGCAUACGCUCGAGGAUUUGGGACGUUUCAAUAACAAAUACAUUGUGCUGGAUUGCCCAACGGAAAUGGCCAAACAGAUACUCAUUCAACAUGUGCGCGAUAUAUCGCUCGGAAGAAGGACAUAUCACUAUUUGCUAAGCGGUUUGGUAAUGGACGAUCGUUGGGAGAGCGAAAUCAUCGAAUUUGGUGCCAUCAAUAUAACCGGAUUUCGUAUUGUUGACACUAAUCGUCGAUUCGUACGUGAUUUCUUUGACAGUUGGAAGCGCUUGGAUCCGGCUACAUCGAUUGGCGCCGGCAGGGAAUCAAUUUCGGCACAGGCAGCCCUCAUGUACGAUGCUGUUUUCGUGUUGGUCGAAGCCUUCAACAAAAUACUGCGCAAGAAACCCGAUCAAUUCCGCAACAACAUUCAGCGACGAGGUCAACAAACACUAAUGGCAGCGGCAUCCACAUCCAUUAACGGUACAAUGGGUAUGGCAGCUGGCGGCAGCGUUGGCGGCAUUGGCAGUGGAAUCGGUGGCAGCGGUGGUAGCGGAGGUGGAGGCGGUGGCACUGGCAUUGGUAGCGGUGGUGGCAAUGGUGGUGGCGGCGGGAACACGCCUCGGGCACUCGACUGCAACACGUCGAAAGGUUGGGUGAACCCAUGGGAACAUGGUGAUAAAAUUUCGCGCUAUUUGAGAAAGGUGGAAAUCGAAGGUCUCACAGGCGACAUUAAAUUUAACGACGACGGUCGGAGGGUGAACUACACGCUGCACGUUGUCGAAAUGACUGUCAACAGCGCCAUGGUGAAAGUGGCUGAAUGGAGUGAUGAUGCUGGCCUUCAACCGCUCUCAGCCAAGUAUGUGCGUCUACGGCCACAUGUAGAAAUCGAAAAGAAUCGCACAUACAUCGUUACCACAUUGCUCGAGGAGCCGUACAUGAUGUUGAAGCGCCCCGGCAUUGGUGAGCAAUUGGAUGGCAAUGACCGCUUUGAGGGUUACUGCAAGGACUUAGCUGAUUUAUUGGCCAAGAAGUUGGGCAUCAAUUAUGAAUUACGACUGGUCAAGGAUGGUACGUACGGUUCAGAGAAUCCCACAGUCCGCGGCGGCUGGGAUGGCAUGGUCGGUGAACUGGUACGGCGGGAAGCGGAUAUUGCAAUCGCUGCCAUGACCAUUACCGCCGAACGGGAGCGCGUCAUCGAUUUCAGCAAGCCAUUCAUGUCGUUGGGCAUUUCAAUAAUGAUUAAGAAACCGGUGAAGCAAACGCCUGGUGUAUUCAGUUUCAUGGAUCCAUUAUCCCAGGAAAUUUGGAUGAGUGUCAUUUUCAGCUACAUUGGAGUAAGCAUCGUACUGUUCUUUGUUUCCCGCUUCUCACCGUACGAGUGGCGCAUUGUGCAGUAUCAGGCAGAUUCGCAUGCACAUCACGAUCAAAUGGCUAAUCAACAGCCACCUGGCAUCAUUGGCGGUGUACCUGUGCCCGGUCCAAUGACGGGUGCGACCAGUGCCACGGCCAGCCCGGCAAAUAUUGGUGUAGUCAGUACUGGUGGUGUGGCCGGAAGCGUUGGCCUCGGCUCAUCCGGCAAUGUAGCGGUCAACGAGUUUAGCAUUUUGAAUUCAUUUUGGUUUGCCUUGGCCGCUUUUAUGCAACAGGGCUGCGACAUAUCACCGCGUUCCAUCUCCGGUCGCAUAGUUGGCGCCGCUUGGUGGUUUUUCACGCUCAUUCUAAUUUCAUCGUAUACAGCCAAUUUGGCAGCAUUUCUCACCGUCGAGCGGAUGGUGACACCAAUCAAUUCACCCGAAGACUUAGCUAUGCAAACGGAAGUGCAGUAUGGUACACUCUUACAUGGCUCCACCUGGGACUUUUUCCGGCGAUCCCAAAUCGGCUUACAUAAUAAGAUGUGGGAGUAUAUGAAUUCGCGGAAGCAUGUCUUUGUGGGCACAUACGAUGAAGGCAUACGUCGGGUGCGCACAUCAAAAGGCAAAUACGCCCUGCUGAUGGAAUCGCCAAAGAAUGAGUACGUGAAUGCCAGAGAACCCUGUGAUACAAUGAAAGUCGGACGUAAUCUGGAUACGAAAGGAUUUGGCAUAGCAACACCGAUUGGAUCGCCUUUGAGAGAUCCGAUUAAUUUGGCUGUGCUAUCGCUGAAGGAGAAUGGUGAAUUGAUCAAAUUGCGCAAUAAAUGGUGGUAUGACAAAACUGAAUGCAACCUCAACAAGGACAAUCAGGAGACAUCACGCAGUGAAUUGUCAUUGAGUAAUGUGGCUGGUAUAUUUUAUAUAUUGAUUGGUGGCCUCUUGGUGGCUGUCUUUGUGGCUAUCAUUGAGUUUUGCUUUCGCAGUAAAGCGUCCGCACAAAAAGCGAACGGCUCCAUGCUGAGUUCAGCGUCCGGUGGUGGCUCACAUCAAAGGAAUUCUCUAACAGAUGCCAUGCAUUCUAAAGCGAAAUUGACUAUUCAAGCGAGCAGAGAAUAUGAUAAUGGUCGUGUUGGGUACCUCAAUUGUGCUUCUUUGCAGUAUUAUCCAGCCGGACAAUUAAGUGCCGCAUCUGAGGCUGAAACAAUGCACAUGAAUGCGCACAGUCAGGUUUGACAUGAACAUGCGCAGGAAUCGCGCCUUUGACGUACACCCUGCGCACCAACAAUACGCCGCAUAAUGGCCAACAGCCGGCAGGAAACGGAGAAGAUGUUGAGCAAUCAUGAUCAAAACGCAACAACAAUGCCGGGCAGCCAGAAUAGUACGCUCAUGCGAAAUCCCGAUGUAAAUCAUCCCUACGCCAAAUAAAUAUAUAUAUAAAUAUAUAUACAUACAUAUAUACUAACUUAAAUACAGAUAACAAAGAGAAAAACAAAAAAAAAAAUAUAUAUAUACUGAAACAACAUUCAAAAAAGUGGAAUUAAGCGUGUGAAAGUAUCAAAAAUAACAACUAAACAAAAUAAACCAGGAGCGUAUAUAAAUAUUACUAAGAGUGAAAAUAAAUAAUAAAUGUGUUAUUAUAUAAGUAAAAACAUAAACAAAAUCAUACACACAACACAUUUUUAGUUUGAAAUUAGUCAAGUAAUAAAAAAACUCCUUGCAAACAUACAGUUACAUGCAGAAUACCCGAAAGUGAAACAAUAAGGCAGUGCAAAUAAAAAAUUUUACUCAUAUUAUAAAUUUGGACAAAUAACUACUUUUUCAAUUAAUAUCUUAUUUCUACCCGUUUUUUUUCUUUUUCCGCCUACCCGAUUUUUACCUAAUAUGACCCAAUUUGACGCUUAAGUGGUAACAAAUUGUUCCAAAUAUUGAAUUUGAAAUCAUAAAAAUAACUGGACAACAUAUAAUAUACCAAUCAAUAAUUCAGUGCUCGUGCGCCACGGAACAUGCCACCGCCGAUUACUUAGCUAUUGGAUACUAAGAGUAUUUUUAUAAUAGAAGAACUUUUUCCUGCUGGCUGGCUUUAACGCCAUACAUAGACCCAUAGGUCCUUUGCUGUAUGGAGAUUUAAUAUUAAUACAAGCUGAAGCUUGCGUCGUGUAGCACAUUAAUGCUUUUUGCGAAGUUUAAUAGAGACUUUAGAACUAAUGCUGAUACUUCCUCCAGCCCCUUGACUUGCGAAGCUCCUAAAUGACUAAGCCGGGUUUUAGUUAAGACCGGACAGAGCCAGAGGAGCUCCAGCGUCUCUCUCCGCCUACUUUCCACAUGUAUCACGUGUGUUAAUAAUAACAUAUGGCUCGCAUGUGAUGCCAUUGAACUUGGCAAUGGGCUUAUGGGCAUUUGCUAUCAUGAAAUAAUCAUUUUCGAAAUGGCGUCGGGUAGGUAUGUUCGAGCUGAUAUAGCGCACGUUUAGGCUCUUAAACCGUUUAUAAAUUUGUUAGUAUUUAAUACCUAUUUUCCAUGUUUUGUUAUAUUUGUUUAUCUGCUUCGCAGAAACGUGAAAUUUACCACUGCCACUAUGAGGAUUGAAUGGUAACUCUCUUGUGGCCAGUAACUCAGCAAAUACGACUGAAGACCAUUAAAUGGUUGGUUGGAAGAACACCUUUAACAAAAAUUAUCCAUAUAUGAAUAUGAAUUUAUGUUUUACAGAAAUUAACGAAUGCAUUAAGUAUAGUAUUUGCUAUAUAGAUAUACAGUUUUUCUUCUUCAAAACUUCUAAGAGGUCAUCAUUAUAAAUUAUUUGUUACACUUUUUCCAACAAAUGCAACUUAAUAUGACAUUUCCGUUCAAAUUUCAAAAUAGUUGUUUAACAAAUUUUUACUAUCAGUAACAGUAAAAAACUGCAUAAAAAUACAUUGUUUGAAUUUCAAAUCAAACAGAAACUAAGAAAAGCGUCUUUUUGAAAAUUUUUUUAAUUAAUUUAACUUUAAUUCUUUUAUUGCACACUUAUUGCUUUGGUUCCCAGAGCAAUUGUGAUGACAACCAAUUUUUCCUUGCUUUUGACUGAAAGUAGAAAAACCAUUUAAUUUAAAUUGCUAAUAUGUAUAUGAGACCAUUUUCAACAAUUAUAAGCAUUUGUAAACAUUUGAAAUGUUAGAAAGUCACUGCAGCCUAAAGCCUCUACAAAUAGCAGUGACUACAAAAGCUUGCGGCAUGCGUAAAUGCAAAUUGUUUCACUAACACACAUAGAAAUUCUACACAGCCUAAUUGAACUAAAUAAACUCAAUAAAAUAUUUUAUGUACAUACAAACAUACAUACGAAUACAUACCUGCGUACACAUGCAGUAAUUUAGAAGUAAAUUAUCUUAGGCUUGGUAGUAUCAGUAGAUAUAAUCUAUUAAAUCAAAUCUGAAAGUAAAAUCAAACAUUGAUAAACAAAGUAAACAAAGAGGUAAAUUAUUAAAGGCUACAAAAAGUCAAAUAACGGUAUAAUAAAAUCUUGUAGAAUAAUUUAAAUUUAAGCAGAGCAUUGGCUCUUAAAUUAAAGAACAACAAGAAAUACAACAAAAAACGCUGUAAAGGAAGCUAAAGGCAACUACGACAACAAUAAAUUAAAUGCUAAAAGCAAGCAUUCAUAAAAAAAAAUAGAUAUAAUAUAUAUAGAUGUAUGUUUGUAUGUGUGUAUCACAAACGGAAAGCGACAUAUAGCUGUAAAGAAACCUGAAUGUAACUAAUUGUACGCCAAAAAAAGUGGCAACAUUUUAACUAGUAACACAGCUGCAUUUAUGUAGAAACUCAUACACAUACAUAUUUGCAUAGUUGAAAUGAUGUGCGUGAGCGUAAAAGUGCUUACAUGAGUAUGUGUGUUUCCUUGUGAAUUCUUGACCACAAUAAUUAAAUACUUAUAUGCUACUGCAGAACACACACACGCAAACAAACGCACAAGCAUAUAGUACACAAACGACAACAGUACAUUCAUAUGUGUGCGUGCAUACGUAUACAUAUACAUCCAAUUUGCAUGAGCAUGUUCAUAAAUAAAUAAGUUAACUCAACAAAAGUGAAAUACAAAAACUACUCACAAACAAUACGAAUAUGUUGGCAUACAUAUUUACAUACGCAUAAACUUAGGUUAAAUGAAAACUGCAAUUAAUUGCAUUGAAAUGACUGAUCACUAAACAUUUUUAAUUAUUAUAUGAAAACAAAAUUAAGCAAAUAAAUUAAUAAAAAAAUUCGUAGUGUAAGUAUUAAUAAAUAGAUAUAUAUGUAAAUGCAAAAUCCUUGCUAAAGCAAUGAAAAAGUGAAACUUAAACAAAUGCAUAUACAAUACAUAUUUGCAUACAUACACACAAACACAUAUAUAUACAUAGGUAUAUGAAAGAAAAUAUAUUAACAAACACAUGCAUUUCCUAGGCUUGUCGACCGCAUGAUAACUUUUAGUGACAGCUGCUCACUCUUUAUUAUGCAAUAACACACCAUGUUAUAAAUAGUUUUUUGUGAAUUUAUUAUUACACAAGUGUAUUAUUUAAUUUUAAUGAUUUUAUACGCACUUUUUGUAAGUAAUUUACCUUGAUUUAUGCAAUUAGCAUAAAAUAUUUAUUUCGACUGAAAGCGUAUAUGAUGCGUUUAAAAGCCCAUUGAUCGAUAUAACUGAUUUAUUUGCAAUGCCUGGAAAAACGGCAAAUGACCUCCGCAAUUAGUUAUUUCAUUAUGAAUAAUAUUCCUGGUAUAUUGUGGCCUGGUAGCAUUCGAUAAUGACAGCUUAUAGGUAAGUAUGUGAAUGAAAAAAUUGGUCGUUAUAAAAUUUACAUUUGCUAUUUAAUUUCAAAAAUAUUUACACAAGUUAAAGUUUACAUAUGGGAUCAUACGAAUUUAAAUAAAAAAUUGUUUGGCUUUUUAGGGGCGAAUAAUCGAAUCUUUACUGAAGUCUUUGGUUACGUUUGGCCUUUCAUUUGUUACAGCUUGUUAGGUCUUUAUUAGUUUUGUUUAAACAAUUGCCCAGUAACUCUUUAUUGGCUUAAGCUCUGGGCUCUUUAAGAGCAAUUGUCAACAUAUUAUAUUGGGAUUUAAAACCAUUUUCCGUAAUGACAUGCCGCUAGAUCAGGCCCAAAGAGUACUGAGUACUUAUGAAGCCAAAUUAAAGGCAAGGCGAUAUUUGGGAAAAUCAAACACUAUUGUAUCAAUAUUUUAAAAUUUUAAUUGUAUAUUUAUAUAUACCUUAAGAAUACACAGUAAAUUUUUUUGAAGAACAGUAUUAAGUAUGCUUUUCUGCAAUAAUUCCAGCCUUGUCCGUAGAGGAAACCUAAAAAGCCCUCUCCUAAAAUAUAUUGUCUGUAGAAUUAAAAAUUGACUACAUGGCGGCGUUUAAAAAAACAAAAAAAUGUAAUUCAAAAUUUUGUUCUUUGUUGGCCCGCUUAAUCAAAUCUAAAAACUGGUAAGUCAUUGUAUUUACUUGUAGAACGAUAUACAGAACAUAGUAAUUAGAUAAUUUGUUUCCGAAAAAUCCGAUUAAAGAUAACUUGAUGGAGCAAUCAGCUCUGAGCGGCUACACUUUAGAAGGCUGUAACUCAAAAACUGUACGAAAUAUCGAUUUAAAAUUUUAGUGUGGUGAAAUAAUUAGUGUGUCAUUUUUAAAGAUAACCAUAACCUAUCGAAGUUGAAAAAAAUUAGUUUUUUACAGCUUCAGAGUAGUUGUGCCCUUUAACUUGAAACAGAAUUUUUAAUGAGAAAAAUAUAUAUUUAGAAUAUUCGGCAGCGGAUUCAUUCUCGGACUCAUUCACCGUCCACCACAUCGCAUAGGCAUACUUGUAGGUCGUUCUAUCACUACGUUCGGCGAAACUUUCAUGAUUCCACAGACAUCUAAAAGCUCAAGCCCAAAGCUUUUAAUAUAAUCUCAAUAAUAAGCAUCAAAGAAAAGUCAGAAAAUUCUUCAAGUUGUUUUAUUAAAAAUAGUAUAAAUUUGGAGUCAAACACCCGUUCAGGAUCAGAUAUAUUCUUCAACGUAUAAUAUACAAAAAACCUGAUAAAACUAAGAGUUGGGGGUCGUAAUUUGGAAAUUGAAAUUGACGAAAUUAAAAUGUGACGAAAAGAGUCUAAAAUUUUUACAAUCCGUUGCUACAUGUUUGGUCCCUCUCUCUCUUCAUAACAAAAUAAGUUAGUAAGAAGAUCAAAUAGAAUAUGCUUAUUUCACAUCAACAAUUUAAACGAAAUUCACUAAGUUUAGCCGAGUUUUUGAUAACUGUCUACAGUUCAAUUAUCAACUUUCAUAAAAAUAUAGCAUAAUAGCUUCACUGAACAUUGUGGAACUCCUUUAACUAAUGUUCACUAUGCCUCCUUAUGAGGCAAGUCAGAGUUACAAGUUUUGAGCCGCAUUAUGAGUUUAAUAUGUUUUUUUAUUUAUAUUUGUAUUAGAAAGCAAAGUGUAACGGUCCUCCAUCAUUUCGAUACCGAUUCAGUAGUGUGAAGCUUCGAAGCCUUUAAAAUGGGUAUUUAACAGGAAGGAAAUUGUUCUCCUCAUUUUAGCGAAGUAUUUAUCACAUGUUGUUGUUUGCUGGCGUACCAAGUCGCAAAUCAAUACUUUUUUGUCGAAUAUUUUUUGGCUGUUUAGCCGUUGCGCUUAGCAAGUCAUUGCCUUUUAUCAACAGGGUCAGGAUCUAAAUUAAAACCAUAAACUUUUAAAUUGAGAACAAUUGAAUAAAACAACAUCAAACUUAUUCUGAUUAAGGUUAAUACUCUGUGACAAUUACAGAGAUUUUUAUAUGUGGUGCGAUAUCUUUCAGCCCGCGGCUUAAACGACUUAAAAAUGUAUUUUAUUUUAUUAUUUUAAACAAAGGCCCCCCAUCCUCUCUUCUACAUACUAUAUACUGUUUUUGUUAAAAUUGUAGCCAUAUAGCCUUUUCUCUACUUCACGCAAAGUCACUUUUACUUCAUUUAUCAUACCAUAAGGAGCCGUCAUAUGAUAUUUUCUUUCUGCUUUAGAACCAAAUCGUUAUAAAAAUACCAAAAUGUAUGUAUAUUACUACAAACAAAGUUAUAAAACUAGUCACCUAGCAAAUUUUUUAUUAAUAAUUAUCUUUAUAUAAAACAUGCUAGUUUAUGCAUCCGUUCGUUACAAGUUUUUAUGGGAAACGAUACGCAUUACUACUACGCCAUCAUCUUCCACGUAAUGAAAGAUUAAAUGCAAUAAUAAUAAGAGAAAACUGAAAUUGAAAGAAUAUAAAUGUUGUAAAUGAGUAACAUGCAUUUAUAGUUAUAGAUUUAUUAAUAAUUAGUUCAUACGUACUUACACACAUAUUACUAGACAGUUAAGAGUAACAGUGCUGUAAAAAUAUUUCCUUGUACCCUAGUCUAAAUAAAACAGUAUUUAAAUAAACAUGUAUUAAAAGUGCAGACUAAAUAAAUAAACAAAUAAUAACUGAAUUAAAAAACAUAUAUAUUAACUAGAUAAUAAUAUGGUACUAUUCACAUAGCUAAAGUGCUUAAGUCAUAUCAAAAUUUACAGAUUAAAAAAGGUAUAUAAAGAUAUACAAUAAAUAAUGGGUAAUAAUAUUUGUGUUCUUUAAAAUUUACUUAUAUGAACAUUUACGUAACAUAAAAAUUGUUAAAAAUUAUUAAUAAAAUUUUACUUUAUAUUUAUUUUCUCCAAAACUAACCAAAUUCAGUUUAGAUAAAAAAAGACGUAAAUCAAAACUACGGAUAAUAAAAAACCAUAUACAAGAAACCACAGCAUUAAACAUGUCAACAUCAAGACUUCGAUUUAAAACCACUAAUAAAAUGGGAAAAAAAAAACUUCCAAAUCAAAACGAAAUUAAACAAUAAUCAAAAUCAACUACUAAAUGUCAAAAUAUUUAAAAUAUCUAAAAAGACAUAUUUGCAUUUACCACAUACAAACAUGAUGUCUGCUUCUAUGCAUUAAUAUAUAUGUGUAAAAAUGUGUGUUCUUAUUUUUUAUACCAAAUUAUUAUAAAUAGUAAAUACAUAUAUAAAAUUAUUAAAUUGAUAUAAAUCAAAUAUUUGAUUACGAUAAUGUGAGUAGUUAAAAUUUAUACAAAAUAUUUAGUUGCCACCUAGUUUAAACUUGAUAUAUGGUAUUUAGAUUUAAUUAUACUAUGUACUAAGAAGUUUUUCGAAAACAAAUAUAAUGAUAAGUCGGUGCAGAUUGUUAUCGUAAACUUUAAACAUAUUAAUUUUAAAUUAAACAUAAUAAAAUAAACAUAAAAUAAAUAGUCAAUACUAAUGCUAAUAAUUAUAAAGAACAAUGAAAAAUUAUAAAACUGUGAAAUUAAUAAAUAAUA